This is a messenger RNA of Fusarium pseudograminearum CS3096, 1032 nucleotides long. RefSeq lists its product as uncharacterized. The record is from RefSeq and is a predicted model, not a curated record. The coding region runs from base 1 to 1032 and encodes 343 amino acids. The transcript has a single exon. NCBI's taxonomy places the organism in Eukaryota, Fungi, Ascomycota, Sordariomycetes, Hypocreales, Nectriaceae.
AUGGAGACACAGCCAAAGCGAGAGCGAAGCAGAGUUGCACAGCGCGAGUAUCGCAAACGACAUGCUUCCAGAUUCAAUACACUUAAAGACGAAAACCAGAGGUUAAGAGACGCUCUUAAGCGUAUAGAGAAGCUUGCCCAGAAACGCGGCGGAAAAGAUCAGGAGCUCGAGACUGCCCUUGCAGAAGCGAGGGAGACCGUUGGAGAUGAGGGCACAAGCGAUGGAAAUGGCCAGAGAGCCACUUCCAGCUCAUCAGGAGCCUCGGAUCCUAUCACAUCCGAGAGAACCUCUGACAUCUCGGAGCUGCUAUCCUCUGAUAUCCAUUUACACACACAGGCCCUUGGCCAAGACACUGCACAGAAGUUGAGUCUAGCACAGCCACUAUGGACCGACAUCGACCACUUGGCUCGCAUCUUCGAGGCCCCUUCAGACGCACGCAGAUAUCUAGGAGAAGGUCUCUACACAUUCGCAGGAAGCCUAUACUGGGCAUGCACAAGAAACACCGUAUCGUUGUGGGAGACUCACAAGCUCAACAUGCUGGGCAAACCUGGCCCACCGGACAUGAACCCCAUGGACAGACUCUUCAACCACAGCAAACAUCUCACCGACCGACGAUUCAUGCUCUCCCUCGCCCUAGCUCGUCUCGAGUACAAGCAAAAGGGCUUCAUCGAACACCCCCACGCAGAGACAGAAAUGAUCUACAGGUCCGUCCUCCCUGAACUGCGCAAAAAGAUGGAGCAGGAACUCGUCGCCAAAGGACAAGGAAUGGAAUGGUGGAAGACGCCGCGCGAGGUGGAAAGUCACCUGAUGAAGUACCUUGAACCGUCCGAGGUGGACGAGUUACAGGCUCUCAUCGAGGGAAGAGGAUCGGCGGCUGUUUUGACAAAGUACAAGCCUCUGAUGGACAUGAUGAUUGAUGAGUUUGUUUGCUUUGCUGAUGGUCCGCGAUGGAAUCUUAUACAUGUUGCUAUGGCUGUUGGAAGUUGGCGGAGCGAUCACCCUAAACCUUCAGAGAUGGGGAUUGGAGCUUAA